This is a messenger RNA of Gekko japonicus, 1063 nucleotides long. RefSeq names its product splicing factor 3a subunit 2 (gene SF3A2). Gene Ontology annotation, cellular component: catalytic step 2 spliceosome; U2-type prespliceosome; nucleus. NCBI's taxonomy places the organism in Eukaryota, Metazoa, Chordata, Lepidosauria, Squamata, Gekkonidae. Gene Ontology annotation, molecular function: zinc ion binding; nucleic acid binding. Gene Ontology annotation, biological process: spliceosomal complex assembly. The record is from RefSeq and is a predicted model, not a curated record.
GUGGCUGGCUGCGGAUUCCGUCGCUGGUGGAAGGGGAAAGAGGCGGGAGAAGCGGCGAGAGCCCCGCUGAAGGGCAGUCUUUUCUCCUUGGUAACACUGAAGCACAAGAGCGUCAGCUAUGGAUUUUCAGCACCGUCCGGGAGGUAAAACGGGAAGUGGAGGAGUCGCCUCAGCCUCGGAGAGCAACCGAGAUCGCAGAGAGAGGCUAAGGCAGCUGGCCCUGGAAACGAUCGAUAUCAACAAGGAUCCCUAUUUUAUGAAAAAUCACUUGGGCUCUUACGAAUGCAAGCUUUGCCUGACACUGCACAACAAUGAGGGAAGCUACCUGGCACAUACCCAGGGGAAAAAGCACCAGACCAAUUUAGCUCGGAGAGCUGCCAAGGAAGCCAAAGAAGCCCCGGCCCAGCCCGCCCCCGAAAAAGUGAAAGUCGAAGUGAAGAAGUUUGUGAAAAUCGGCCGGCCGGGUUACAAAGUGACCAAGCAACGGGAUCCAGAAACAUGCCAGCAGAGUCUUCUCUUCCAGAUCGACUACCCAGAGAUUGCCGAGAGCAUCAUGCCCAGGCAUCGCUUCAUGUCGGCGUAUGAGCAGAGGAUCGAGCCUCCGGACCGGCGCUGGCAGUACCUCCUGAUGGCGGCAGAGCCCUACGAGACCAUCGCUUUCAAGGUACCCAGCAGAGAGAUCGAUAAAGCAGACAGCAAGUUCUGGACUCACUGGAACCGAGAAACGAAACAGUUCUUCCUCCAGUUCCACUUCAAGAUGGAGAAGCCCCCCACUCCCCAGACCAUCCCCGCCGGUCGUCCUCUACCCCCGGGGCCACCUCAGCUCCCACCAGCUCCCGGCGUCCCCCCUCCUGCCCCAAUGCCCCCGAUGCUGAGACCCCCUCUCCCCACAGACGGGCCUGGAAACAUCCCUCCGCCACCACCCAGCAACUGAAAAGCACCCUUGGUUUUUGGACUCUUCGUGGCAUCGUUUACGUGGCCACCUGUCAUUCCUGUGUGCCGUCGCUUUUUAAAAAAAAGAUAUCCCGAGGACUUUUGUUCACAACCUUGUAAGUUCAUUAAA